CUGAGCCUAGUAGAUAUCCCAGAGUUCAGCGCGGCGCCAGCCCUUCCGCCACAGUCGCCAUUGUAGAGGAGCAGCAGCCAUGGCUCUUCGGUAUCCUAUGGCCGUGGGCCUCAACAAGGGCCACAAGGUAACCAAGAACGUGAGCAAGCCCAGGCACAGCCGCCGCCGCGGGCGUCUGACCAAACACACCAAGUUCGUGCGGGACAUGAUCCGGGAGGUGUGUGGCUUUGCCCCAUACGAGCGGCGUGCCAUGGAGUUGCUGAAGGUCUCCAAGGACAAACGGGCCCUCAAGUUCAUCAAGAAAAGGGUGGGGACACACAUCCGGGCCAAGAGGAAGCGGGAGGAGCUGAGCAACGUCCUGGCUGCCAUGCGGAAAGCUGCUGCCAAGAAAGACUAAGCCCGUCCCCUGCUGUCUCCUGAAAUAAACAGCUGCGCCCAAGCCCUGGCUCUGUUGCUGUCCUGGGGUAGGGGAGGUCCUUUAAGCAUCUGUUUGGUGCCCAAGCCCUGGCCCACCCUUCCUGGGGCAGCAGGCAAGGAGGCCCCAUACUGGAAAUUACUUUAAUGAUUAAAUAGUUCCUAUGCCACACUGA
This is a messenger RNA of Saimiri boliviensis boliviensis (Bolivian squirrel monkey), 590 nucleotides long. It is a transcript of the gene RPL36, whose product is annotated as ribosomal protein L36. NCBI's taxonomy places the organism in Eukaryota, Metazoa, Chordata, Mammalia, Primates, Cebidae. Gene Ontology annotation, biological process: translation. Gene Ontology annotation, molecular function: structural constituent of ribosome. The record is from RefSeq and is a predicted model, not a curated record. Gene Ontology annotation, cellular component: ribosome.